UUGAAGCUCUAGGAGGAAAGCAGUCAGAUAGCCCAUCCUUGGCUCACAGGAGGGAGGCAUUCUUGGCCUUCAUUGAAAACCAGUGCCUGGCCCGCACCUGCAGAAGGAAGGCUCUUGCGGGACGUGCUCUGCACCGUUCAGAAGGGAGACAUUGCGGACCCGAGAGAAGUGGAGAAACGGGUCAUAGAACAGCAGGAAACCGGGGCUGGAGACGGACUAAUGCAGAAUUGGAGAAGAAAGGGGAAAAAGCCGAGCUGGAGGCUUUAGGAACUGUCAUGAUCAGAAGAGCACCUUGGGGAUGUGUCGAGGAGAGUUUUAAGGAAGGAGGUUGUAAGGAGACUGCAGCCUACAGUCCGGGCUUGCGGGCUGGCGGCAGGUUGCCAGAGCCCCGAGCCCAGAAAGACCUGGGUUUAGGAGUGGGGAGAAGAGAGAAUAAUGAGAACCCACCUGGUCCUCUCAUUUCUCCUCUUCUUUGUGAUCGGCUAUGGCUCCUCAGAAAAUGCCAGCACUUCUCGAGGCUGUGGGCUUGACCUCCUCCCUCAGUAUGUGUCCCUGUGCGACCUGGAUGCCAUUUGGGGGAUCGUGGUGGAGGCAGUGGCGGGGGCAGGGGCCCUUAUCACGCUGCUGUUGAUUCUGAUCCUCCUGGUGAGAUUGCCAUUCAUCAAGGACAAAGAGAAGAAGGGGCCCCUGGGCCUGAACUUUCUCUUCCUUCUGGGGACCUUAGGGUUGUUUGGACUGACUUUUGCAUUCAUUAUCCGAGAGGAUGAGACCAUAUGCUCAGCACGUAGGUUCCUGUGGGGGGUGCUCUUUGCCCUGUGCUUCUCAUGCUUGCUCAGCCAGGCAUGGCGAGUCCGGAGGCUGGUUCGCCAUGGGAAAAGCCCCUCAGGCUGGCAUCUCACUGGUAUGGCCAUAUGCCUGAUGCUGGUCCAGGUCAUCAUUGCCACAGAAUGGCUGGUCUUGAAUGUGGUCCGGGAUAAAAAGCUAGCCUGCAACUAUGAACCCAUGGAUUUUGCAUUGGCCUUAAUUUAUGACAUGGUUCUGCUGGUGGUAACCCUGGGUGUGUCCCUUUUCACUCUCUGUGGGAAAUUCAAGAAGUGGAAGAAGAAUGGAGUGUGCCUCAUCCUUACCACCUUCCUCUCCAUUCUGAUCUGGGUGGCCUGGAUGACCAUGUACCUUUUUGGCAAUGCAGAACUAAGGAAAGGUGACGUUUGGAGUGAUCCCACCCUGGCCAUUGCUCUGGUGUCCAGUGGGUGGGUGUUUGUCAUCUUCCAUGCUAUUCCUGAAGUUCACUGCUCAAUCCUUCCAUCGCAACAAGAGAAUACACCCAACUACUUUGAUACAUCACAGCCCAGGAUGCGGGAGACAGCAUUUGAAGAGGACGUUCAGCUUCCCCGGAGCUACAUGGAAAACAAAGCUUUUUCAAUGGAUGAACACAAUGCAGCUCUACGAACUGCAGGAUUUCGAAAUGGUAGUUUGGCAAACCGACCCAGCGCUCCAUUUAGAAGCAAUGUUUAUCAGCCCACUGAGAUGGCAGUUGUGCUAAAUGGUGGGACUAUCCCAACCGCUCCGCCAAGUUACACUGGAAGACACCUUUGGUGAAAGGCUUUUACAAAGUUCCAGAGAAUAAGUAUCUCUAUUACAGAUUUUAUUCCCUGGCUGAGUCUUUCUGGGGGAGAAAUCAAUAACAGUGGCGGGACAAAGUCACUGCUCAUCCUGGAGCUUUCAGAAUCCCAGAUAAUGGGGUUUCAUGUAAAUGUGAACACUGGUGAACUGAUAAGCUAACCGCCCACAAAAUACCAAACCAACCAACGAUUUUGCAAACUAUAGCAAAGCUAAUUUCCUGUAGAAUUAGGCUCACUCUUAAAAUGCAACUGGGGAGACCACAUCCUCCAAGUGUAGAAGAACCAAAGUCACAGUGACUGCUAAGCAGGCCUGAUUUGCUUUCAGUGCAGGUUUCCUUGUAGGGCCUCUCCCAAUGGCAAGUGUUGGAUCCAGGCUGCCUCCCUCAUGAGGUUGGCAUUUUAUUGCUAAAGCAUACAGAGGAGUUUUCCCACUUGCUUGCUAGUUGGUUUAUGUGUUGCCAGGGGUCAGAGAGAGUAAUUUGUUUAUCAGUUUUGUGAGUGUGUAUCUGCAGACAUAGUUAGAUUAUGGGGCUUUUAUUGAAGGUGGGAGCCCUGGUUAACAUUGAGAGAAGUAUUGCAUUACCUGUGAAAAUGCAAGAAACACUAUUAGUGAAGGAUCCCCCUCCCAUUCUGAAGAAGUAAAUGGUAUCUGGUUGUUGGUUCGUGGAUCACAUUUAACAUGGUGUUGGACUGGUGUUUGUUGUUUAUGCCCCAUACCUGUGAUAUUCCCAUUAAGAGAACAGACAGGCUCCAAAAUGGAGCCAGAGAUAGACAUGACCUGUGUCAUGUGGCACCAGACUAAAGUUCUCAGUGCUAUCAAGCUUCUCUCCUCCCAUCCCACAUCCCCAGAAGCCGACUGAGAACCUGGUGGUGUAAGCAUCUUUCUGAUUUAUCUAUAUUUUAUAUCCAAAUGUGCCAAUGGGGCCACCAGCUCAGAAAGCCAAAGGGAUGAGACUUAUCAGGUUUGCCACAGACCUAUGUGAUAUGGCUUUCCCAGAGUUCCAUAAAAUGCUUAGUAAUGCAAGAAACUUCUCUGUUCCUUAUAUCAAGGUAGUAGGACCUCUAAGACACGAACAUUUUUGUUUGUGGAUUUUUUUGUUUGUUUUUUGGGUUUUGAGAUAGAAAAGAGAAGUUUGUUAGAUGGUUUUAUCUUGGUUAACUGCAAGUUUUCUGAAAGUAGUUAUUUUAAAAUCCAUUACUUCUGUCAUAGUUUCCAUCUGUCUUGAGCAAAUCAUCCUGUUAUUUAAUAUUUAUUUAGUGCAUAUCCAACAUUAAAAGCAUCAUGGUCUCCUCAUUGUUUAGCCAACAUGAUCUGCAGCUUUCUUAAAUGCCUAAAGCAAGAUUUUAACCUGACAGUAUUGGAUAUAUAAAUGAUGAUGGGCUCUUUUGCUAUAUAACACAAGACAUAAGAAAUCUAUUUUCUAGCCUUUAAAAAAAAAAGGUAAGCCACAAAGAACAUGGAGAAGGUCAAUGGUUGGGGAAAAAAUGGUCACUGACUUUAUAAAUUUAUAUAUCUAUGCCGAAUAAUUAUAACAAAACCUCUAAUUCUUUGUACACCUGAUUUUUGGCUGUGCCCUACAAGCCCUCCACCCUCUGCACAGCAUUGAGGGAAAUGAGAUUGAUAUUGUCAUUCUUGCCUUGAUCAUCUUAUCUUGCAAGUUAUUUUUUCUCCCUCUUUGCAAGUUCAUUUCCCUUUCUGCCAUGCAUGUGAAAGGAAAGCAUGGCAUGAGAGUGUCUGCCCCCGUCACAUCUCAUCUCCAGUAUCAGCCCUGGGAGCAUGCGCUUGCUUUUAGACAACCAGACACCUGACUUUAGCCCUUAGUGUGUGUUCGGGAAGGUGAUUAUUAGAUGGUUUGGAAAUUUUAAGUAUUUGAGGGAGGGGGGAUGUUAGAAAAAGGGUGGGGGGCGGGAUGUUGCAUGCAGAACCCAUUAUUCUAAAAAUAAAGAAAUCUAAUGCCUCAGUCUAAUCCAAUUAAAAAGUGUUACACAUUCUCGUGCUAGGAAAUGGUUACUUAUCCCAGCUGUAUGAAGUCAUUUGGAGUUGUAGAAUGCCAUCACUGACAUUUGCCUGCAAAAAAAAAGUCUCACUUUCAGAAAGAAACCAUUAAUGAUGUAACUUUCCUCUAAGCUGUUAUCAAAAUGUCUAAGGUGACUAUGGCCUAGAUGGGAGGAGUGGUUUCUCUUUGUAAAUGCUACUGCUGGAAAGUAACAUUCACUACAAUAAAAAGAAAGUGUUUCUAGUCCUUGGACAAUUUUAUUUCAGACAGUUAUCAGAUGUGUUUUUAAGGUUCUGUGUUUGGCAGGGUUUAAAGAUGGGAAUGAAUAAAUUGUAAUCUGGGGUAGUGGAGUGGUAAUCCCAGAAAAGAGAGGAUCAUUGUUUGCCUAAUAACCUCACAUGACUCAUACGAAGAUCUUUGCCUGGCCAUAGUCUGUGAUAGCAACUGCCCCAGAAAGCAAAGUGUGACAAGGCAUCUCCUUUAUUCUGGCACCUCCAUUUAUUAUUUGUGUAAAUGAGACGUGUUUACUUUUAACUUAACAAGUAGCAGUGAUUAGAACACACAGUUGUAAGCACAAAUUAUGAAUCUCUCAGCAUUAAGUUAUCAGAAGCCAUUCCGGGGCCAUAAAAGCCACCGGGUCCCUCUCGGUAUAAGACUGGAUGCAUCCCAGUUUUCCUCUGCCUGCAGAUGGGGGGGGGGGAGGCGGCAGGGCAGGAACAGAAUUCUGAGACCCUACGGCACUUUCAAACUUUGUGAUGAAAUGUUACAGUGUUUAAAAUGUGGCUAUUCCAUGGUUUAAGAGAAAUCAGAUGAAGCUGCGGCCUCUGGGCACCCCCUUGAUUCUGGAAAAAGGCACUGCUUAAUUGUCUUUGAAAGGGUGCCUUUUUCACGCAGAAUUAACUAGGUUCUUUUCUUGGUUGGUGACAGCUGAGUUUGGUGCCUCGGGCCUAACCAAAAGCUGUACAAAAAGGGAACAUUGUAGUUUUUAUAAUCAAACAAUUUGAUUAUUAUUAUUAUACCAGCUUACAGGAUUACCCAGCAGGUGCUUUUUAUUAAUUGAUUAAGAACAGAAGCUCACUUUUGAUAGAUAAUAUAUAUUUAUUAAAUGUAUUAAUGUGUGUUUUCUAAUGUACUUUCCCCCUCCCUCCCUCCCCUGCUGGUGCCCGUUGCAUACUUAAAAAGAACGUCUUUAAAGAAUUUUCAAGACAAUCAAUGUGUACCAUAAAUGACUGUAUAUAAGAAUACAAAUUAAGAAGGUUGUAAAGCAUGGGCAGAUAUGUUUUAUUUUCAAAAUGCUGUUCUUAACAAAAAAUAAAGGCUUUACUAUUUACGUACAA
Phascolarctos cinereus (koala) is the source of this 4956-nucleotide messenger RNA. It is a transcript of the gene GPRC5B, whose product is annotated as G protein-coupled receptor class C group 5 member B. The record is from RefSeq and is a predicted model, not a curated record. Gene Ontology annotation, biological process: G protein-coupled receptor signaling pathway. Gene Ontology annotation, molecular function: protein kinase binding; G protein-coupled receptor activity; protein kinase activator activity. Gene Ontology annotation, cellular component: plasma membrane; extracellular exosome; signaling receptor complex. Lineage: Eukaryota; Metazoa; Chordata; Mammalia; Diprotodontia; Phascolarctidae.